GAGAGAGAGAGAGAGAGAGUCACCACCCCUGUCCUCGUGCAGCUGUCAGCUGUUUCCUCGCGCACAAUCGAUCACCAUCAAUCAGCGGGAGCAGCGACAGCUCGUCAAACACCUGAAGAUCCAUCCAUCCAUCUACCAUCCAUCCGUCCAUCCAUCCAGAUGAAUAAUGAAGUCCCUCCUGCGUACUUCCCCCAACCCCCCGGAGGCCCCUCAGCCCCCGGCUACCCUGCAGGGUUCAGCUCUCAGCCGGCAGCCUUCCCCGGAGCACCAUACCAGACCUACCCUCAGGCCUACACAGGUGGAGGAGACCAUUACCCCUUCCCGGCACAAUCGGGACCCCCAGGACCCCCGGGACCCCUGGGACCCUACCUGAAUCAGCCCGGGUACCAAGGGUACCAAGGGUACCAGAGGGAGCAGCCAAAAACCACAGUGUUUGUGGCUGACCCAAAUCAAGGCAUCAACCGUGGCGGUGACUCUAAGAGCUCGUGUCUGGCGGGCUGUUUAGCCGCUAUGUGCUGCUGCUUUCUCUUGGACAUCUUCUAAAAACCUCUGGCCAUCUGCAGCCAUCAACACAACAAGAAAUCUCUUUUAAUUUGGGGAGAAGAACCUGUUUUAUAUCUUAUAUCUGUCUGUCUGUGUGUUUGAAUGUUACUUCACUGUUGUGAUGACUCUCACCGGCAAUUUCCACUGGAUGCGGAACGCCGACGGAGUCAUUAGGUUUCCAUUUAAGUGAAUGUGUGUGUUUCCACUGAGUGCUGAACGUCUGCGUUCUGACUCCGUCCCAGUUCUGUCAGUCCGCAGCAGAUACGCAGAGCUUCUAUUUUUGACGGAGGACGGCGAGCUCCGCAGCAAUUCAGCACACGGCAGAUAG
Perca flavescens (yellow perch) is the source of this 871-nucleotide messenger RNA. RefSeq names its product cysteine-rich and transmembrane domain-containing protein 1. Lineage: Eukaryota; Metazoa; Chordata; Actinopteri; Perciformes; Percidae. The record is from RefSeq and is a predicted model, not a curated record. The transcript has 5 exons. The coding region runs from base 160 to 543 and encodes 127 amino acids.